Caenorhabditis angaria is the source of this 1230-nucleotide messenger RNA. NCBI's taxonomy places the organism in Eukaryota, Metazoa, Nematoda, Chromadorea, Rhabditida, Rhabditidae. The record is from the annotation of a GenBank genome assembly.
AUGAUGAAUAACAACAAUAACAAUAACAAUUGUGGACGCUUCCAGUGAGUACCGUAGUUUAUAUUUGCUGGGAGAAUUCUUCAAGCUAAAAUAAGUUUUUUCAGAAAACGCUCUCGUUCUCGCAGUAUGUUCCGCAAUCGAGAUGCUCCACUUCCAAUUGCUACUAUCGAUUCUCGUCUUCUCGAAAUCAAACAACAACAUCAAAUGGCCGUUGCUCUCCCUUCUUUUGAUUCUCCAGUUAUAGCAAAUGCUCCAGUUUCAGUCAAUCCAUUAGCUGUUGCUGCUCGCGAACUCAAAUUUGCCUGUCAACUUGCUCAUGGAUCACCUGUUGCAAUCAUUGAAAAAUGGUCAGAUAUGUCCGAAUUGUAUCAAUCAAUUGCUGAUUGUUUUGAUAUCAAUAAGAAAGAUAUUAUUUAUUUGACUGUCAAUGAUUUCAAAGUGAGUUAAAUUUUCAAUAAUGUAUUUAUGAUCAAAAUUGAUUAUUUACAGCUUGAUAUGCGCAAUUUGUUCACUGGAACCCUCAAUUUCAAGGAUAUGCUUUAUGCUCAUAUUCGUGGCCAAGCUGUCGAACUUGAACUUGUCAAAGAUUCUGAUAAUUUUGGUGUUACAAUCACAGAUAAUGGAUUAGGAAAUGCUUUUAUCAAAAUCAUUAAUCCUGGUUCAAUUUUCCAUCGAGCUUCUCCUGCAACAAUGGUUGGACAAUUAAUUGAAAAAAUCAAUGGAGAAACUGUAUUGGGAUAUCGACAUUAUCAAGUAGCAAAAAUAUUGAGAUCAAUCAAAAAAGGAGAUAAAUGCACACUUCGAUUGAUUUCACCAAAAACAGCAAAUCAACCAAUGAAAGAAGUUCGAAAACCAGCGAAUGAUUUGGUAAAAGGAACAAUUCGAUUCAAAUCAGAUGGUGGAUUUGCAGUUGAAAAUAUUCAAGAUCAAAUGAUCCAAGCAGAAAUGUGUGGAAAAUUGAACGAAUUGUUUGACGCUUAUCUUGGAGUUCAAGAUGAUCAAUUGGCAAUGAGAAUUUGGGAAACUGCUGUUCACUGUAACACACUUUGGGAACUUAGUGAUGCGAUCAAAAAAUCUGAAUUGGCCAUGUUUGAUUUUCCUGAUGGACUUGUUUUUGAUAUGUGGGGAAUAAUUGGCGAUUUGAAACGCGAACAAAAUGCUUCGAGAAGUUCUGCAAUUCCAAUUGUCAAGAAUACUUCUCGUCAAUCUGCUAUGUCUAUUUUUCACUAA